GGCCCGGCCGCCAAGGGGCCGCCGCCGGCCUCCUCAAUUCUUUCCCCCCCGUCACUUCACUUCCUCCACCGUCUCGGCUCAUUGACGUCUAAAUACGCAGUGACAGUCCCACCCCGUACCCGCGCGUCGCAGACCCCCGCCGUCUCUACCACCACCGAACGCCACCAGCCCACUUCCUCGCGCGCAAAAUUUAAAACACAAUCCCUCUCCUCCUGCCCUGCGGUGGCCCUGCGGAAGCCCUGCGGGUGGACCCCAGUCGCGAUGGCCGCGGUGGGAGGAGCGCUCUUGCCGCCGCAGCUGCCGCCGCCUCUGGUCGACUCGCCACCACCUGCAGCUCCACCGGCGUCGCCACCAGCUUCACACGUAAUCCUGUCCGACCUGGACCGGCGCUACCGCGUGCUACGACGCGUCCGCCGGCGGGAGACUCGCUGGCUCCAGGCUCUGGACGGCUCACCCGCCCCCGCCCGACCAUCCACGGCACCCGCGGGGCCCCGCCCCCGCGAGCAGCCCCCACGCCCGGCGCCCUCGGAGCAUCGCCGCAGGGUGGCGGCCCGGCUGCUGGAGUUGGCGCAGAGAUGCCCCUGCGGCGGCGCGGGGGCGGCAAAACCCAGCUGCAGCAGCCGGUGGUACAAUGAGAGCGACUACCGGCCGCAGCUGCAGGUGGGCCCCGGGCGGUGGCGGGGCGGCGGCGGCGGAGAGCACCCGGCGGGAGGUGCAGCGGAGGCGAAGCAGUGUGUCGCCCCAGGCCGGCGGCGGCGCGCGCGGCCACUGGACUCGGAGACAGGAAUCAGCAUGAAAGAGGAGCCCCCAGUCAGCAGGCCAGCCGUCCCCGCCGCCCCCGCCGCAGCCGCGCUCUCCUCGACCUCGGCCGCACAACGGCAAACUUCAUCCCAGCAGGCCCACCAGGAACCGUGCUCGUGCCUCGACAUCCACGACCCCUGCGACCCGUCCGGCGUCGGCUCGGAUACGAGCUUCAGGACAGCCCUCGACCAUGCCGACGAGCCCCCGGAUGGAGAGGCCUUGCUGACCGUGCUGCUCAGGCGCUCCAUGCGCGCGCUCCGCGACACCCUGCGGCUGGCCGCGCUGUGGACGCCGGACGCUUGCGAGAGGUUCCAGUACUCGUCCGGGCGCCUGGGGCGCGCGUGUGACCUGCUGGGCGGCGGCAGCGAGCUGAGCCUGAGCGCCAGCGAGCGCGGAAUCAUGCGGGCGGGCCCGCGGCCAGACGAGCUGUCCCGCAAGAUGGCGCCCCCCCUGAGGGUCCUGAGGGAGGACAUGGCAGCGCUGGCGGCCGGGCUGGCCAGCUUCCACCGCGCGGGCGCAUCGCGCAACCGGCCACCUUGAGGAAGAGAGAGCGGGAGAGAAUGGGGGGGAAGGGGGGAGGAUAAAAAUGAAAAAGAAACAAGAAAAAGCGGUAAAAUUAAUUAGCACGGCAGAUUCUAACAAGAGAGAAUUACAAAAGAUUUUUCAAUAAAGAAGUGAACA
Frankliniella occidentalis (western flower thrips) is the source of this 1482-nucleotide messenger RNA. RefSeq lists its product as uncharacterized. The transcript is spliced from 8 exons. NCBI's taxonomy places the organism in Eukaryota, Metazoa, Arthropoda, Insecta, Thysanoptera, Thripidae. The record is from RefSeq and is a predicted model, not a curated record. The coding region runs from base 262 to 1341 and encodes 359 amino acids.